AUGAGUAACCACGCCACUUUACUGCAACGGGAGGACCAGAAGACGUCAUACUUCUUGAGCGACGAGAUCAGAGCUCUGAAGCGAAGGCGAUUGGACAAAUCAGACCCUCCCAAGAAUGGCCACAAGCCUGAGAUUGACGAAACCAAUGACAGUGGUGAAAACUCUGAAACAGCAGAACGUGAAGAUGAGAAGACGACUCUAGGAGAGAUUGAAAAUGAGGGACACGACAACCCUGACGAAAACAAUCCCUUUGCUCGACUGUUGGGUGGUAAGGAACCUUCCUCGGGUGUAAAUCUGCGAUGGAAUAUGUACCAGGAAGCUUGGGGUGCGCAAAAGGCCAAGAUCGACGAAUUGCUGGAGAUGACCAACGGCAACAUCUUGGAGGAAAUUGUCGAGUACGUCAGUGAGUCAGAUGCCGAGAACCAAAUUCCUGCAGCCCUAGUUUUCCCCGGAUCUAACAUCGCCAACCAUGUCCGUCUCUUUGGCCAGAUCAGGGAGUGGCUGGGAGCUGUCAAGGGAGUUCAUAUGGUGACACUUCAUGCAAGAACGUGCCCCAGUCUCAAAGCAGUUAUUAAAAAUAUCGUCAGUGACCUGAUUGAGUCCGAGGAAGUUGCAGAGGAGGUGGAGGUGAGAGAGGAGGAUCUCAACUACGACCGAAGAGUGAAGUAUGACUUUUCCAUCCUGGCGGAGUGGUGUCGCAAGGUUGGUACUGAUGCAUCACAAAGGAUUGUGUUGAUUUUGGAGGAUGUUGACUCGUUCGAUGUCAAAGUGUUGUCAAACCUCGUACUCAUGAUGCACUCAUACAAAGACGAGAUUCCGUUCAGACUAGUAUUUGGAAUUGCGACGUCAUUGGAGAUUUUCGAACACAAAAUGACCAAAACAAGUAUCCGACAUCUGCAGGGUAGGGUUUUCGAUGCCCAAGCCACCUCCAUGUUCCAGUCUCUGUUUGAAAACCACAUGUUCAAUCUCAACAAUAAAAGCAUCAUUGUGGGCCCUACAAUUCUCGAGGAUAUCCUGAAGCGUCAAAAUGUGAGUACUGAGUCUAUCGAUGCAUUCAUUUCGUCUUUGAAGUAUGCGUACAUGUCGCACUAUUAUUCAAACCCAUUCUCGAUCUUUACCAGUCGCUUGCUCGAUGCAGGUGACGAAUACGAGCAGAUUAUUGACAGCAAUCUUACUGGAGAACAUAUCGAUGCUCUCAGAAUGCUACCAAGCUUCAGAGCUCUGGCGGAGUCCAAAACUGAUGCUUCAGAGAUCGAUGCUCUGCUCUCUGACGACUCGCACAUCAUGGACAUUACGAAGCAGGCUGUACACGACUUCAAGGUAACGGCUCGACGGGUUGUUUCAUUAAUAAACCUCUUCGAGACCAUUGAGAAUGUUUUCGGCAAAUUUCCGAUGUCCUGGGGGAAAACAGAAAUCUACAUUCCAUUGGUUCGAGGCGAACUGGGAGAAUCUGACUUCUUCAAGGCAGUUUGUGAGUCUUUCAAAAGCCAGAGCGACGAGAAGAUUCAGCAUCUAGCCCAAGAACUCGCCAAGGACGACCUUUUCGAUUGGUUGCAUGAUCCUGACACCAUUCUGGAUACCAUAACAGAAGCUCUACACAACCUGAAACCCUUUAAACAGCAUCUGUACCACGAGAUUUUCGUCACAGAUCUCGCCACACUCCAACAAAAUGUGUUCGUUCCGUUCCAGCGACCAGCUAUCGAAACUGCACUGGCCGACCCACGUCAUUAUCUCGGUAUUGAAGACGAUGACAACAAAUUCAAGUUUGUGGACCCCAACAUCUCUACCCUGUUCACACUUUAUCGGGAAUCAGGCAUUUAUAUCAACAUCUACGACUGGUACGUUGCUUUCAAAGAAUGCAUGCCACGGUCAGUCAUUGAGACAGAACUGAAGAAGCAGGGACUGGUGCCUGAAGAAGGAGAAACUGUCGAAGAUUGGGACAAACGAACACUAUCGUGGUUUUACCAGGCUGCAGCUGAGCUAAAAUUCAUUGGCUGUGUCAGAGAUACCAAACGAAAGGUCGAGAGUGUGGAGAAGUUGAUCUGGAGAGGCCUCUGA
Molecule: messenger RNA, 2058 nt
Organism: Yarrowia lipolytica CLIB122
Lineage: Eukaryota; Fungi; Ascomycota; Dipodascomycetes; Dipodascales
Biological process (GO): DNA replication initiation; DNA replication
Cellular component (GO): DNA replication preinitiation complex; nuclear origin of replication recognition complex; nuclear pre-replicative complex
Molecular function (GO): DNA replication origin binding
Source: RefSeq, a predicted model, not a curated record